Cotesia glomerata is the source of this 553-nucleotide messenger RNA. RefSeq lists its product as uncharacterized. NCBI's taxonomy places the organism in Eukaryota, Metazoa, Arthropoda, Insecta, Hymenoptera, Braconidae. Bases 144 to 452 code for a protein of 102 amino acids. The record is from RefSeq and is a predicted model, not a curated record. The transcript has 3 exons.
CAAGUUGUUUGAACAUAUGGAUCACUAUAUUUUUAUGACGUCAAUACUUCUUUGGGUUGAGUAUAUAACACCCGGGAAUUUUAUAAGUAUUGACAGAAAAAUUUUUUUAAGUUAAGUUGAUACUUCAGAUCUUUAUUUUAAAAAUGGUUUGCAAGUUAGUUUGUUUUACACUUUUUGCAGUUGCAGUUAUUCAGGUUUCGGCGCAAAUCAUGACUGACACCGGCCGAGAAUGGUUGACAGAAUUUAUGACGGAAAAAAUAAUUCUAGUACCAAAUCAAGUCGUGAAGGCAGCUUCGCUUGAUCAAAUCAACUACAUGAUCGCGGAAGUUGCCAGAAUGAACAUGACUUUCAAGCCAGUCAACGAAAUGACGCGUACCGAUUUCGCAGAUCUGCAGCACGAGGUUAUAAGGCUUAUAAAUCACACAAUAGAAGAAAAACAUCCCGAAGAAUAAUCGAACAAUGCAUUUGAAAUUCAAUUAAAUUGUGAGUAACAUAAAUUUAAUUGAAAACAUGUAUUUAAUAUUGUUAGAAAAUAAAAACAAUAAAAUAUUAC